Solanum verrucosum is the source of this 2277-nucleotide messenger RNA. RefSeq names its product disease resistance protein At4g27190-like. The transcript is spliced from 4 exons. Gene Ontology annotation, molecular function: ADP binding. The record is from RefSeq and is a predicted model, not a curated record. Lineage: Eukaryota; Viridiplantae; Streptophyta; Magnoliopsida; Solanales; Solanaceae. Bases 1 to 2277 code for a protein of 758 amino acids.
AUGGAUCCAAUUAUUGCUUACCAGCUAAGAAAAAAUGUGGCAAACAUUAUUCAACAGCAAAGAGAAGCAGUGAAUCAGAUCAUUGAGGAACUAAAGGAUGACCACUAUAAGGGGAUAGGGAUCUAUGGCAUGGGGGGCAUCGGUAAGACCACUCUUGCCGUAGAAGUAGGGAAAUUGGCUAGAGACUGUGGAAUUGUUAAGGAAGUUAUAAUGGUGGUUGUUUCCCAAACGCCAAACAUAAGAAAGAUCCAGGGUCAAAUUGCGGAUAUGUUAAAUCACAGACUUGAGGAGGAAAGCACAUUAGGAAGAGCAGAGAUAGGGAUCCCUCAUGGUGAUGAGCACAAGGCCUGUAGGAUUAUGCUUACCACGCGACAAAAAGAUCUAUGUACAGCUAUAGGGACCAAAGGAAUACCAUUGAGACUUUUAUCAGAAGAAGAAUCGUCGCAUUUAUUGAGGAAAUAUGCUUGCACGAGCACUUCUGACCUUUGUCCGGAGUUGGAUAGCACGGUCAUGAAUUUUGUCAAAGAAUGUCAAGGCCUGCCAUUGGCACUUGUGACUGUUGGAAGUGCAUUACGAGGAAAAGAACAAGUGGAGUGGGAAGCAGCACUACAGCUCCUUAAGAAGUCCCAACCCUUUAGCCCCACUUAUGCAAGCAAGACCAUUUUCUCCUGCCUGGAUUUGAGCUACAAUUUUUUGGAAAAUGAGGAAAUCAGAUUGUGCUUUCUGAUGUGUUGUUUGUACCCAGAAGAUCGUGAAAUAAGUAUUGAAGACUUGACUAGAGACUGGACAGGAAAAGGGUUGUUCUCAGAUGUGGACACUAUUGAAGAAGCUAGAGCCAGAGUGUGCUUAAGAGUUGGCCAACUUAAAUCAUCUUGCCUGUUGCUUGAUGUUGGGAAGGAGAAAAUCCCGGAGAACUUGCUAUCGCGCCUUGUUCAAUUAGAAGAACUUUAUAUGGGUUGGAGUUUUCGAUUGUGGCAGCUAGCUGAUGGAUCUACUGAAGGGAGUGGCCAAGUAAGCUUGUCUGAGCUAAUGUCGCUGCCCCAAUUAAAUAUUUUGUGUGUGGAAGUCUCCACCCUUCUAGCUUUCCCUGAGAACUUUGAUCUUCCUAGCAUACACAAGUUUGAGAUAACAGUAGGUUACCACUCAGCUAUAUGUUAUCCAAACUCUAGGAGGUUCUAUCUUAGAGAAAUAAAGACUGGUAUACCAAAUGGGAUGAAGCAUAUGCUUCAAUUCUCAAAGGAAUUGACAAUGUUCUGUGCAUCCAAGGUAAUACUAAAAAGUAUCUUUGAUGUCGAAGGGGGCUUAAAUCACUUGAAAACUCUUGAAAUAACUGCCAAUGAUGAAAUUACCUAUUUCAUUGAUGAGGUUCUUCAUAGCGAUGCACCUUUAGUUUUAGGAUCUUUGAAGAAAUUACAUCUUCGGACGUUCAAGAAGCUAUUUUCACUUUCUGUCCUCCCAAUCAAACCAGGUUCCUUCCAGAAUUUGCGGAUUCUAAGGGUUGAAAAUUGUGAUAAUUUAUUUUUUCUAAUUCAAACUUCCUUGCUCCAGAGGCUAUCAAGUAUUGAAGAAGUUCAUGUGUAUUCAUGUAACAAGUUACUCGAUAUAUUUCAACUUAACGAGGCAGCUUUUGAUGAAGAACAGAAGCUCCUCUCAACGCUCAAAAAGAUCUGGUUAGCUAGAUUGCCUACACUGUUCGAAAUCUGGAGAGUAGCUAAGCAGUUACUCCUGAAUGCAACCCUUCAAAAUAAACAAUGCUUCAGUAACCUAACUGAUGUAUUGAUUAGAUUGACAAGAAUCAUAGGAGAAGAACCAGAAGGUGUCUCAGCAAAUGUUCAAAAUGGACAUGUUUUAUUUCCCAACCUCAGAGCUGUUCAUAUAGGAAGCUGCAGAAACCUGAGAAAUCUAUUUUCGGCUCGAAGUCUUGGCAAACUAGAAGAGUUAAAGGUAAAUGACAUGCCAAAUCUGGUAGAACUCAUAAACAAUGAAGAAAGUGAAAGGGAAAGGGAAAGGGAAGAGGAAAACGAUAAAAUAAUCGUGCUGUCAGAGUUGAAAGUCCUGAGAAUUACAAAAUCUGGAAGCGUGGAACGGCUUUGUACAGAGGCUUUCUGUAUGGAUCUACCAUCGUUAGAAGAAUUUGUUCUUGUGGAGUGUCCUAAAAUGGCUGACACUGUUAAACGUGGACUGGGUAGCGCAUCAAAUCUUCUUAAAGCAGAGAUUGAGGAGCAAUCAUUCUUUAGCACAAUGGCACGAGAGGUUUUCAGUAGUAAGGUUCGGUAG